ACUGCCAAAUCUCACAAGAAAGUGAUCGUGAGCCGCAAUCUCCUUAAUCUCGAUUUUUAGAACCAUUAGCAUUGGGCUUUUUAGAUUCAUGACCACUCUGUAACCGUAAGUAUCAAUACCAAGUCAUUUUAGGAAGUGCAGUAACACUUCGGAAGCAGCUCGAUGUGCUGAUGGGUGCGUACCGUAUUGGCGACGUAAGGGAGGUGAAUCGGAAGUACUACGAUCGCGAUGUGUGCCGCCUCUACUUAUCUAGCCUUUGGCCUCACAAACUCUUCCAAUUAACGAAGCAGGAGAAGUAUAGAAAGAGAGAUUGGUUUAGUUGGCGUGAGUGUGGGAGCAACACAUCAUCUGGUUUUUGUUAUGCCCUAACUCCUAAAAAUGGAUAUGGGGCCAUGUCCAAAGGUCGACUCUUUGUAGCUGAGGAGAGAGUAUCCUUAUAUUACUCACAAUGCUGGAUGGGUGCUUUUUUAGUGGUAGCUAAGGCCAAAGGCAUUGAUAAUUAUGACAGGGAGUUGGAAGAGGCUAUUGACAGGCUUAUUGUUGAGUGUGAUAGGAAAAUUGGUAGAGCUCUCAAGUGUCUUGAAGAUGAGGAUGCAAAGGCCGUUAUUGCUAUAUCAGUCUCUGAAGUUACUCAGACAGCAGAAGUACUAGAGCUUUCAAAGCAGAUUAAGGAGAAAUUGAAAGAAGCUUUUCAAUAUGGUAUCAUAUUUUUGCACUAGCUUCUCUUUUAUUUUUUCAGGGUUGUCUCUAAGUGAUCACCUAAGAUUUUUUUCUUUUGAGAAAAUUUGUAUUUAUUCAUCCAUUUUUUUUUUUGAAAGUUGUAGUAGCAUAGGAAGCAUCUGGCUUCAUGUGUUAUUUGUUAAGCUUUUAUGAUUUGAUUUUUGUUGAAAUCUAUCUACUUUUGCUGUUGAGUUUGAGAUAUUAUUUCACUUUUAUGCUUGAUACCUUGUUUUCAAAUUGCCUUUCGAAGGUUAUGUAUAAAAGGAGGGGGUUGGAGCUGGGCGGGCUGCUAUUAUUUUCUAUUGAGGAUUAUAUGUACGAGGUGUGACUCUUGAAUUGGAACAAAGAUGCUUUUUCUGCCUUGCCAAUUGAUGACAAAUACUUGAUUUGUUUUCUUUGAUUUAACUUGGUUAUUCUUCUUUGAAUUAAUUGAUUCAAGGUGCUGUCAAUUGUUGUGAAGUUUUUGUUUGUAGACUGAUCAAAAGCUACGUGUUUGUGAUAUUUGUGGAGCAUUUUUGAGUGUUUAUGACAGUGACCGAUGUUUAGCAGAUCAUUUUGGAGGCAAACUUCAUUUAGGCUAUAUGCAAAUCCGUGAUAAAUUAGUAGAACUUUAGGUAAGAUGAUUUACAUGCUCAGUAUAUGCUGACUGUCUAUGGUGGCUCUGCUUUAAGUGUUACAUUAGGCUAGGGAUAGUGCCUGGCAUCCAAGGUGUUGGUUGUAUAAAUUGCUUGAACUAUC
Molecule: messenger RNA, 1458 nt
Organism: Rubroshorea leprosula
Lineage: Eukaryota; Viridiplantae; Streptophyta; Magnoliopsida; Malvales; Dipterocarpaceae
Source: the annotation of a GenBank genome assembly